This is a messenger RNA of Adineta ricciae, 4770 nucleotides long. The record is from the annotation of a GenBank genome assembly. Lineage: Eukaryota; Metazoa; Rotifera; Eurotatoria; Adinetida; Adinetidae.
AUGGAAGUGCUACUAAUUUGGAUCAUUCUAAUAUACAAUUUAUUGAAAUUAUCCGUAGGACAGAAUGAUUAUUUCUGGAUGUUAUAUACGGAAGAUUCAACGCAUAGUGAAUGCUUCAUGAGUGGAGAUCGGCGUUAUUGUCGUCCAAUGGUAGUAAACGAUAUAAGAGAAGCAUGUAGGAAUGGUCAUCUCCUGACCUUCGCCGAGCUUAAGAGAUCAAACGUGACAAGUGAGAACUUGAUCAAAUGGCUGAUUCCUCUCCAACGUAUCCAAUGGUAUACCGCUUAUUUGAAUUACGAUGAAACUAUUCCUGCAGCUGAAGCGAGCAUUUGCAAGUGUUCUGAGAAUCGAAUCGGCACGAAUUGUGAAUAUAGUCUUAAUGUUGGAGCCAAAACUCUUAAUGAUGUAUUAGCCAGGCAAAUGGUUGGCUCCUACAAGAACAGUCACGAAACACUCACGACACUCGUAGAUGGAAUCACAUGCAUAGGUGCAAAUAUUUUUCUCGAGUGGCGACAUAUAUGUGACGGAUUUAUUCAAUGUCAGAAUGGAGCUGAUGAAAUCGAUUGUCAUUUAUUGGAAUUUCACAAGUGUGAAUCGGAUGAAUUUCAAUGUCGCAAUGGGAUGUGCAUUCCUAUCGAAUUUGCGUUUGAUGCUGCGCCUGACUGUAUGGAUUCGAGCGAUGAACAACAACUUGAUAAACUAUACAAACGAUACUAUGAUUGCUUGAGAGUAUCGACGUUUGAGUGUGAUGAUCGACUUUGCCGUAAAGAUCAAUUUUCAUGCGGAAACGGUGAAUGUGUUCCUUGGUCAACAGUUUUGGAUGGCAAAAAGGCAUGUCUAAACGCGCGUCAUUUAGCCUAUAUUUGUGAAGCGUUCAGUCGGAGUGCUAGUGCACAUUUAGAACAAACUACCAUCUGCAAAGAAACAAUGAAACCUGUCUCUUUAACGAAUACGUCGGACUGCCUAGAAAGUUUGAGAUAUCUACUAAGGUCUUAUUCAGGUCACCUGUUGAGCGAACUUGCCGUUAAAAAUAUUGUAACUCGUUGUGAAGAUCACAUAAACUAUUCGAAGCAGAACGCCUUCUUUCCAGGUCUGACGAUUGUAUACAAUCGUUCUCAUGUUCAAGAAUUUUAUAGUAUACCAAGCAAUGCACAAAAAUUGAUACCACGGACACCUGAUCUGUAUUACUUUAGUGGUGAUAUUAUAUGCGAUGGAGUGCUAUUUAAAAUAACUGAAAAAAUUUGGUUUAGUUUUCAGGACAUGCAAAAGCUCAUCUCUUACCCAUUCUUUCCACUCUUCCAUUUGAUAUGCGAAAGCGUGAUGAAUGAACUAUCUCGUACUAGCCGAGACUAUUUAUUUACAUCAUCGUUUUAUCGCUGUAAAAAUACAUCGGACCGGAUAUCUCUGCGACGAAUUAAUGACGGAUACAUUGAUUGUCUCUACGGUGAUGAUGAACGAAAUUCUGCGUAUUCAGUGACUGAACCCUUUCGUUAUCGAUGUCAAACCGUAACAUUCCCGCCGCAAUACGUCAGCUAUGCACAAUUAGGUAACGGUGUAGAUAACUGUGUGGACGGUAGCGAUGAAAUAUCCAAAGAACUGCGUUGGUCAUCUUUCCAGUGUGAUUUGACUGACAGCUAUGCAUGUUGGGUCUUUCAAGGUGAUCGAUUCGGAGAAAACCGGAUGAAAGAUGCUCGAUUUAAUUUUCACCGUCAUUGUGAUACGAUUUGGGAUGUCAUGGACGGCCGAGAUGAAAUAGACUGUCUAUAUUGGAUAUGUGAUCCUGGUUUGUACAGAUGCAAUCGAACGGGACAGUGUAUCGAGUCGAAAUACUUCUGUGAUGGUGAAUUUGAUUGUAGUGACGGAGAAGAUGAGAUGAAUUGUUCUACACCAUCUAAACCAUGGAAGUUAGAAAUGGAAUGCAAUAAGAGUGUCGAGUUUUUUUGCAUUACUGACAAUUAUGUUACAAAUCAGAGUUUGUAUCGUCCUUGUAUUCCUUGGAGUUGGGUGGGUAAUGGUCGCAUUGAUUGUAUUGGAGCUCGGGAUGAGCGUAACCGUUUUUCAUGUCCUGACCAUCGGAUGGUUGGUGAUCGGUUUUUAUGCGAUCAUGGAACAAAAUGCAUUCAUUACACAGCCGUAUGCAACGGAAUUAAAGACUGUGUGGAUGGAACAGAUGAGUCAAUUUGUUACUGGGAUAUUGGUUGGUGUCACGCCGGGCAAUUUUCCUGUGCCGAUAGAAGAGGGUGCAAGAAUAUGAGGUGCAACCUUGAAAUGAGAUGCAAUGAUAGAUCCCAUCUCUUCUGGUGUCCAAAUGUAAUCGAUGAAAACUAUAUUUAUCGCUCAACGAAAGAAAGAGUGAUGCUCAGCAAUAAACAGAGAUGUUACAAUCAGCCAAGAUCAUUACUCACAAAACGUCCAGCUCCAGAAUCACCUGUGCUAUACUUCUAUUGUAAUAGGGGUUUUUAUUUGCGAUUAGUCGAUACUGCAGAGCCCCAUUGCUUUUGCCCACCUACAUUUUACGGCGAUCGUUGUCAAUUCAACAGUCGAAGAGUAACCGUUCUUCUUCGCUUGGACAGAGCACAUCGCUCUGAUCUUCCAGUCGUUCUCAAUAUUCUCGUUAUGCUGCUUCUAAAUGGAAGUAUAAUAGGUAAUCAUCGAUUUUUUCUUGACGAACACAAGGACUAUCCAUCCAAGACUUCUACUUAUUUAAUUUAUCCUCGUCCGAAACCUACAGGUACCUAUUCCGUACGAAUUGAGGCCUAUCAUUCGACAGGACUGAUCCAUUUUUGGGAAUACGCCGUCACCCCAUUGGACUUCCUGCCUGUACUGCAUAUUUCUAAAGUACUUCGGUUUCCUGAGCNUAUAAUAGGUAAUCAUCGAUUUUUUCUUGACGAACACAAGGACUAUCCAUCCAAGACUUCUACUUAUUUAAUUUAUCCUCGUCCGAAACCUACAGGUACCUAUUCCGUACGAAUUGAGGCCUAUCAUUCGACAGGACUGAUCCAUUUUUGGGAAUACGCCGUCACCCCAUUGGACUUCCUGCCUGUACUGCAUAUUUCUAAAGUACUUCGGUUUCCUGAGCGUUCACUUCCAUGGCUAUGUUCGAACAACCAUUGCCUAAACAAUGGAACAUGCCAUCAACAGGAGGAUAGUAAAUUCGUUUGUAUUUGUUCCCGCGACUGGAAAGGCAAACUGUGCGACAUUAGAAGUCAUCAUAUCAGCUGUGCAUCUCAUUCAUUGGCGCGUACAGAAAAAAUUUGUGUCUGCCCACCCGGGUACCUCGAACCAUAUUGUUAUGUUGAAAAUCGUCAGUGUCAUCAGACCAGCUGUCAAUGGAAUGAAACCUGUGCUCCACUUUCAGAACCUCCAAUUUAUAGACAUAUUUGCAUCUGUAAUACAUCUGAUUGUUAUGUUAAACGACCAAUAAUUAGCGUGACUCGACAAGAACCAAAUGAGCUACCAAUUCUCUUGCAAUUGGUUCAGCUAGCAGGUGAUUAUCCAACUGUCCGACAGCAGAUCCUCAUUCGAUCACAUAGUUCGUUUCCACUGAUUCGAACGAUAAAAACUCGUGAUUAUCGCGGCCACAUCGGUACACUUCCAGAAGUCGGAUUACUCUUUACGUUUCAAUCCGAUACGCAAUCAAUAAGUGCUUCAAUGCAUUUGCUUUUUAUCAAUUGUUCUAAUCAGACACGAAACUUCUCGGUCGAUCUUGAUCUGCAGCCACAAACAUGUUACAGCCUACCGGAAAAUCAUCAACAUUCUGUGAACUCCUUUCUUGAUCUUUGUCAGAAUUUCACAUACGGCAACUGCUUUACAUCCGCCGGUUAUCUCUGCUACUGCGGGUAUUCUAGUGAAAAUAAAAGCAACUGUGUGUCCUAUCAACGGCGAUACACAACGUGUGGGUAUUGCCACAACGAGGGCCAUUGUAUCCAAGGUGACUUGGCCAAUAAGAGCGAUUUCACUUGUGUAUGUCCGAAAUGCGUCACAGGGGUUUUGUGUCAAUUUUCGCCAAGUCGUUUUUCUAUCUCGUUGGAAUAUUUGAUGGAGAAAACAGACUGGAAUCGUAAACAUUUCAUCGGCCCGAGUGUUUUUGUGCUCGCCAGUGUGAUCUUAAACGGCCUAUCUAUAGCAACAUUCUUGCAACAAAAACUUCGUCAAACUGGGGUGGUUAUUCAUCUUCUGUCAGCUUCGAUGUGCAGUCUAUUAGCGUCGAUACUGUUCUUUAUACGUGUUAUAUAUCUCUAUAUGAUACGCCGAAUUAUGAUGAACCGUACAGUAAAUACGGGUGUCUGCAAGAGUCUACCUUUUAUCAUGCAUACGUUCUACUAUGCCAGCUUGUGGUUGAUGGCAAUCGUAUCAAUGAAAAGAGCAUUAGCUGCAACACAGUAUUCUCAUUGGUCGUCUUUGGAAAAACCUAUGAUAACUACAUUGUUCAUCUCUUUAAUAUCGCUGCUAGUUAUGGGUUCGAACUACAUAUUUAUCGAUCAAUACCAACUAGUCAAUCAUCCUGAUUAUUCAUAUCCAUGGUGUAUCCGUGAAAUUCCAUCAACUCAACAAUCCUUAGCACAAGUUCUCUCACUGAUUCACCGUAUGGUUCCUUUCAUGGUCAACAUAGUAGCAUCGUUGAUAAUCAUCAUCGCAAUUACUCGAUCAAAGGCCCAUGCCUACAAGAAAACCACACGUGAUACUCUAAUCAAUCAAACACGAGAAAGAAUUGAUCUGCUGUUAGGUCCUCUCGCUUGCUUCUUAACGCAAUUGCCUGAGAUAUUCUAG